AGAGAGAGAGAGAGAGCGAGCUUUGACUGGAGUUCUUGUCGAGGGGUAAAUGGAGGCUCCGCUGAGGCAGAGGGCAGUGGGGGGAGAGUCCUUUGAGCUGAGGGAGCUAAACGAGAGACUGGAGUGUUACCUCCAGAGGGUAGGUGCUCUCGAACAGGAGAACACACGCCUGCAGAGUGAGCUGGACUCCCUGAGGAGACUGCCUCCUGCUGGGGGAGCAGGGGGGAUGGAGGGGGAGCUGCAGUGCGCGAGGGUCUCACUGGCCAAGAUCUGGGGGCAACUGGACGGUCUCACCCUGGAGCGCGACUCCCUCCUGGACGAGGUGGGUCAGCUCCAAGAGGGCUGUGCCAGGCAGGGGCGGCGGAGGGACCAGCUGGUGAGGGAGCUCGCCAGGAGACGGAGGGAGCUGGAGGAGGAGGAGAGGGGGAGGCUGGGCCUGGUCAACAGGCUGCAGGCGUUGGAGAGAGAGAGGAAGGUGCUGCAGGGGACCCACCAGGAGGAGCUGGGCAGGCUGCGGGAGGAGAGGGCGAGGUGGGCACCGUCUCUGGGCACAGCGCCAACCCCCCAGGCCUUGGGGAGCGGGGACUGGGAGCUGUACCGCGAGCAGUUCCGGGCGCUCUGCGAGCAUUCCCGGGAAGCCUACAGGCAGGAGGUGGCGAGGUUAGAGAGGGCCCUGGCGCAGGGUAGCGAGAGGGAACGCAGCGCCAGGGAGCGGAGGAAGCAGGCGCGGGUGGAACUGCUCGCCCUGGAGCAAGAGCUGGCCUCGCGGAAGCAGCAACGCACCGACCUGCUCGCACAGGUCGGCCACUGCCAAGAAAAACACACCAGCGGGCUCCAAGAACUCCAGGAGAGAAUCGACCAAUUGGAAAAGGACAAGGCCUCGCUCAUGGCUAAAAUGCAGCCCAUCCUGGCCGAGCAGCAGUCGCUGAUGCAGGCAAAGCUGGACCUGAGUUUGGAGGUCAUUAUGUACAG
Chiloscyllium plagiosum (whitespotted bambooshark) is the source of this 972-nucleotide messenger RNA. NCBI's taxonomy places the organism in Eukaryota, Metazoa, Chordata, Chondrichthyes, Orectolobiformes, Hemiscylliidae. The record is from RefSeq and is a predicted model, not a curated record.